AUGUCCUUAUUCCUAUCCUCAACUCUAUCGCUUCCACCCUUGUCCGUUUGUCGUUCUUCCACCCUUGUCCGUUUGUCGUUCUUCCACCCUUGUCCGUUUGUCGUUCUUCCACCCUUGUCCGUUUGUCGUUCUUCCACCCUUGUCCGUUUGUCGUUCUUCCACCCUUGUCCGUUUGUCGUUCUUCCACCCUUGUCCGUUUGUCGUUCUUCCACCCUUGUCCGUUUGUCGUUCUUCCACCCUUGUCCGUUUGUCGUUCUUCCACCCUUGUCCGUUUGUCGUUCUUCCACCCUUGUCCGUUUGUCGUUCUUCCACCCUUGUCCGUUUGUCGUUCUUCCACCCUUGUCCGUUUGUCGUUCUUCCACCCUUGUCCGUUUGUCGUUCUUCCACCCUUGUCCGUUUGUCGUUCUUCCACCCUUGUCCGUUUGUCGUUCUUCCACCCUUGUCCGUUUGUCGUUCUUCCACCCUUGUCCGUUUGUCGUUCUUCCACCCUUGUCCGUUUGUCGUUCUUCCACCCUUGUCCGUUUGUCGUUCUUCCACCCUUGUCCGUUUGUCGUUCUUCCACCCUUGUCCGUUUGUCGUUCUUCCACCCUUGUCCGUUUGUCGUUCUUCCACCCUUGUCCGUUUGUCGUUCUUCCACCCUUGCCCGUUUGUCGUUCUUCCACCCUUGUCCGUUUGUCGUUCUUCCACCCUUGUCCGUUUGUCGUUCUUCCACCCUUGUCCGUUUGUCGUUCUUCCACCCUUGUCCGUUUGUCGUUCUUCCACCCUUGCCCGUUUGUCGUUCUUCCACCCUUGUCCGUUUGUCGUUCUUCCACCCUUGUCCGUUUGUCGUUCUUCCACCCUUGUCCGUUUGUCGUUCUUCCACCCUUGUCCGUUUGUCGUUCUUCCACCCUUGUCCGUUUGUCGUUCUUCCACCCUUGUCCGUUUGUCGUUCUUCCACCCUUGUCCGUUUGUCGUUCUUCCACCCUUGUCCGUUUGUCGUUCUUCCACCCUUGUCCGUUUGUCGUUCUUCCACCCUUGUCCGUUUGUCGUUCUUCCACCCUUGUCCGUUUGUCGUUCUUCCACCCUUGUCCGUUUGUCGUUCUUCCACCCUUGUCCGUUUGUCGUUCUUCCACCCUUGUCCGUUUGUCGUUCUUCCACCCUUGUCCGUUUGUCGUUCUUCCACCCUUGUCCGUUUGUCGUUCUUCCACCCUUGCCCGUUUGUCGUUCUUCCACCCUUGUCCGUUUGUCGUUCUUCCACCCUUGUCCGUUUGUCGUUCUUCCACCCUUGUCCGUUUGUCGUUCUUCCACCCUUGUCCGUUUGUCGUUCUUCCACCCUUGUCCGUUUGUCGUUCUUCCACCCUUGUCCGUUUGUCGUUCUUCCACCCUUGUCCGUUUGUCGUUCUUCCACCCUUGUCCGUUUGUCGUUCUUCCACCCUUGUCCGUUUGUCGUUCUUCCACCCUUGUCCGUUUGUCGUUCUUCCACCCUUGUCCGUUCGUCCUUCUUCCACCCUUGCCCGUUUGUCGUUCUUCCACCCUUGUCCGUUCGUCCUUCUUCCACCCUUGCCCGUUUGUCGUUCUUCCACCCUUGUCCGUUCGUCCUUCUUCCACCCUUGCCCGUUUGUCGUUCUUCCACCCUUGUCCGUUCGUCCUUCUUCCACCCUUGCCCGUUUGUCGUUCUUCCACCCUUGUCCGUUCGUCCUUCUUCCACCCUUGCCCGUUUGUCGUUCUUCCACCCUUGUCCGUUCGUCCUUCUUCCACCCUUGCCCGUUUGUCGUUCUUCCACCCUUGUCCGUUCAUAAUAGGCCAGCUGCUGUCGGAGCGGCUGAUCCCCUUUGUGGCGCUGGACAUAAUAGGCCAGCUGCUAUCGAAGCGGCUGAUCCCCUUUGUAGCGCUGGGCGCUCCCUCGACCUCCCCCUCUACUUCGGCGAUGCUGGCAGCCGCGAUGUCAGUGCCUCCCCCUUCCCAACCUCCUCCCCUGUGCAUUUUCCGCCUGCCCUGUGCAAUUCCUUUUCCUUGUACGUCAAACCUGACGUCAAACCUGACGUCUAA
Molecule: messenger RNA, 2028 nt
Organism: Closterium sp. Naga37s-1
Lineage: Eukaryota; Viridiplantae; Streptophyta; Zygnematophyceae; Desmidiales; Closteriaceae
Source: the annotation of a GenBank genome assembly